CAAGACGCCAUGGCCGACGACUAUCGCGAAGAUGACGUCGUUGAAGAAGAGGAGGAGCUGGAUGAGGCGGUAUAGAGCUAGGUUUUAAAUCAGUGAGAGAUGCUGUCCUUUUUGCCAUUGAAGUUAGCGAUUCGAUGCUUCAGCCCCGUCCGUCUGCAGACCCCAAAAGACAGAGUUAUGAGUCGCCCGCCACGGCUGCGUUGAAGUGCGCAUACCAUCUUAUGCAGCAGAGGAUUAUCUCCAACCCCCGGGACAUGAUAGGAGUACUGCUAUAUGGAACAAAACAAUCUAAAUUCUAUGACGAGGACGAGAAUAGUCGCGGUGACUUAACAUACCCUAAUUGUUACCUCUUCACGGAUCUUAAUAUCCCCUCAGCGCACGAGGUUCUGGAACUUCGGUCGCUGGUUCAGGAUGAAGAAAAUGCGAAGAAAAUACUCGAACCGUCAAAUGAGCCUGUUUCUAUGGCCAAUCUACUGUUCUGUGUCAAUCAGAUAUUCACCUUAAAAGCGCCCAACUUCUUAUCGCGACGACUGUUCAUAGUUACUGAUAACGACAACCCUCACGGAGACAACAAAUCUUUCCGUUCUGCGGCAACUGUGAGAGCGAAAGAUUUGUACGAUCUUGGCGUUACAAUUGAGCUGUUUCCAAUCUCUCAGAUAGAGCAUGAAUUUGACACCUCCAAAUUCUAUGACGAUAUUAUAUACAAAGCCUCGCCCAACGACCCUGACGCCCCUGCCUAUCUAAAACCUGAUGCGAAGAUGAAUGAUGCCCAAGAUGGUAUCUCAUUACUCAACGGUCUCCUGUCAAGCAUCAACUCUAGAUCUGUGCCGCGCCGUGCGCAGUUCUCAAACAUGUCCCUCGAGCUCGGACCAAACUUCAAAAUCUCAGUAUCGGGUUAUAUUCUCUUCAAACGUCAAGAGUCGGCGAGAAGUUGUUAUGUGUGGCUCGGCGGAGAAAAACCACAGAUUGCAAAGGGGGUUACUACACAGAUUGCGGAUGAUUCGGCUAGGACAAUUGAGAAAUGGGAGAUUAAAAAGGCAUACAAAUUCGGCGGGGACCAGGUUUGCUUCACCCCUGAAGAACAAAAGUCAUUGAAAGACUUUGGCGAACCGGUAAUCCGAAUUAUUGGCUUCAAGCCCUUGUCUACCCUUCCUUUCUGGGCCAACAUCAAACACCCGUUAUUUAUUUACCCAACAGAGGAAGACUAUGUGGGUUCCACACGAGUAUUCUCGGCUUUGUAUCAGAAGCUCUUGAGAGAUCAGAAAGUUGCGCUUGUCUGGUACAUUGCACGCAAAGCUGCUAGUCCAGUUCUUGGUGCAAUGAUGGCUGGUGAGGAGAAGGUUGACGAGAAUGGCAUUCAGAAAAUACCCCCGGGCAUGUGGAUUAUACCGCUCCCCUUUGCGGAUGAUGUUCGACAGAACCCUGAAACCGCCCUUCAGGUUGCGCCAGAGCCACUUAUCGAUCAGAUGCGAACAGUCAUCCAGCAGUUGCAACUUCCAAAGGGCGUCUAUGACCCUCAGAAAUAUCCGAAUCCAUCACUUCAAUGGCAUUACCGCAUCCUACAAGCGCUGGCGCUGGACGAAGAUGUCCCUGAGAAGCCCGAUGAUAAAACAAUACCUAAAUAUCGACAAAUCGACAAGCGCGCUGGCGGCUACGUCUUGGACUGGGCUGAUGAAUUAGAAAAGCAAUACGCGAAGAUAACCGCCGAUCAACCCAAGAGUACCACGCUUGCGAAACGACCUGCAAAAGCAGAUAACCCAGAUAAAGCCGCUCCGCCGGCGAAGAAAGUCAAGGCUGAAGCUGGGUCUGGCAACAUACAGGAUGAAGUCCAGAAACAUUUUGAGCAGCACACAUUGUCCAAGCUCACUGUGGCUACCCUCAGAGAUUUCCUUGCAUCUCAGGGCCGUGCCACUGCGGGUAAAAAGGCAGAGCUGCUGGAGCGGGUGGAGGAGUUACUUGAGACGAAGUUCUAG
This is a messenger RNA of Aspergillus nidulans FGSC A4, 1973 nucleotides long. It is a transcript of the gene akuA, whose product is annotated as protein nkuA. Gene Ontology annotation, cellular component: Ku70:Ku80 complex; nucleus; chromosome, telomeric region. The record is from RefSeq and is a predicted model, not a curated record. Gene Ontology annotation, biological process: telomere maintenance; double-strand break repair via nonhomologous end joining. The transcript is spliced from 5 exons. The coding region runs from base 135 to 1973 and encodes 612 amino acids. Lineage: Eukaryota; Fungi; Ascomycota; Eurotiomycetes; Eurotiales; Aspergillaceae. Gene Ontology annotation, molecular function: ATP hydrolysis activity; DNA binding; damaged DNA binding.